Juglans regia (Persian walnut) is the source of this 1314-nucleotide messenger RNA. RefSeq names its product transmembrane protein 147-like. NCBI's taxonomy places the organism in Eukaryota, Viridiplantae, Streptophyta, Magnoliopsida, Fagales, Juglandaceae. The transcript has 7 exons. The coding region runs from base 40 to 834 and encodes 264 amino acids. The record is from RefSeq and is a predicted model, not a curated record.
GGUCCAUUUCAUUCAAACUAAUCUGUCCUGCUCUGCUCCAUGCUUCCACCUCUCUGUGCUUCAGACCUCUUGUUUGGAUUUCUUUGUUCCUCCUCGUUGAUCUCGCUGGGCUUUCUAAGAAAGAGGGAGAGAGAGAGAGAAGAGAGGAUGACGAUGUUCCAUUUCUUCAAUUGCGCAAUUCUCACAUUCGGCCCCCACGCUGUUUACUACUCCGCGACGCCCUUAUCCGAGUAUGAUACACUAGGUACCUCUGUUAAAGCAGCUCUUGUCUAUCUCGGAACAGCUUUAGUAAAGCUUGUUUGCCUGGCGACCUUCCUAAAGGUAUCAGAGAAUGAUAGCUUUGAUCCAUAUCAGGAACUGCUGAAAGCUCUAAUUGGUUUUAUAGAUGUUGCUGGGCUUUACUUUGCCUUGACUCAGUUGACUCACAGAAACAUUUCUCAGAAUCAUAAAUUCCAAGCUGUUGGACUUGGUUGGGCUUUUGCUGAUUCUGUUCUUCAUAGAUUGGCACCUCUUUGGGUGGGCGCUAGAGGACUAGAAUUCACAUGGGAUUACAUGUUGCAAGGCAUUGAAGCAAAUGCGAAUCUGGUAUUGAGUAUAUCCCUAGCUGCAUUGGGUUCUUUGAUGUGGCUCCGGAAAAACAAACCCAGGACUCUGAUUCCCAUAAUAUAUGCAUGUGCAGGAAUUGUGGCAACAAUGCCAUCUAUCACAAGCUAUCUGAGGAGAAGUUUAGGCUGGCACUUUCCAGAGGUGGUAGGCUUUGAACUAUUCACCUCACUAGUGAUGGCUUUUAUUAGUUGGCAGCUCUUUGCUGCAUGCCAGAGACCCUCUUCCUAAGUUGGCCUUCAUUACUCCGGAUACUGUAGACUGACUAUACGGCAAGCAAAACCCUAAAAAUUUAAAGACAGCUUAAAUUUUCUUGACGCGGCUUUGCUUUUUUAUUUUAAUUUCACAUCAUCUUGAAUGUGGCCUCUAGGAAUUUGUUCGAUCGAUUGUUCUCUUUGGACUGUUUUAAUCUGUUCAGAUAGAGUUGAACAAGAUUUUGAAUGGAAAAAAAAAAUAUUGAGGUAAGUAGGGUGGCUUUAUACUGAAAUUAUUAUUCCUUGUAUUAUUCUUUCAUCAUGUGACAUCAAAUGAUCGGUACAUGUCAUAGAAGGAGGGAUACCUAAAAGUAUGGAUGGCAUGUUUUGAUCAUAUGGCCAUAUGGGAAAGAGACAUUUUUCUCUCCUUGCUGUUGUGAUAUUCUUUUUGGUACAUUUGGAUUAGAAGAACAGCAGCAGCAAAAGAAGGAAAAGCAAGAAAGAAAACUUGUGUGUU